AUGUCGAUCCGAUACAUCAGCCAGAAAGUGGCUCAGCAGAUUGAUGAGGAGUUAAUGUCUGCCUCGGGAGCUUUCUCGCUCGACCAGCUCAUGGAACUUGCCGGAUUGUCAUGCGCGCAAGCUCUUGCAAAGUCGUUCCCAGUCAAGACGCACCGGAGAGUGAUCGUCUGCUGCGGACCGGGGAAUCAGGGAGGGGAUGGAUUGGUCGCAGCCAGGCAUCUUCACAUGUUCCGAUAUCAGCCUACCGUCUACUUGCCCAAACCUGGUUCGAAAGAUAUCUAUCAACGCCUCUUGACUCAAGUGGAAAAUCUGAAAAUCCCUGUUCUUAAGAAUGAAGAUGAGUUCCAAAAGAGUUUGACAGAGCAGGACGUCAUCCUCGAUGCCAUCUUUGGCUUCUCGUUCAAGCCCCCUCUCCGGGCGCCAUUUCACACCAUCCUAAAGCUUAUCGGGUCCUCCAACGUCCCCAUCUUCUCCGUCGACAUCCCUUCAGGUUGGGAUGUGGAAAAGGGCAAACAGCCACUCAGGACCCAGCCGGAUGAAGACGGAAACUCAGAAACUGUCGACACAUUUAAUCCAGAGGCCUUGAUCAGUCUUACGGCGCCGAAGGAAGGUGUGAAAGAGUUCAAAGGGCGACACUGGCUGGGUGGUCGAUUCGUACCCGACGAGCUGGCUCGGAAGUUUGAGCUCAACCUGCCAGAAUACAACGAUACGGAUCAGGUGGUGGAGCUACCAUCAGGCAGGACCGAUUGA
Molecule: messenger RNA, 750 nt
Organism: Kockovaella imperatae
Lineage: Eukaryota; Fungi; Basidiomycota; Tremellomycetes; Tremellales; Cuniculitremaceae
Product: putative NAD(P)H-hydrate epimerase
Exons: 6
Coding region: 1-750 (249 amino acids)
Cellular component (GO): mitochondrion
Molecular function (GO): NAD(P)HX epimerase activity
Source: RefSeq, a predicted model, not a curated record